UCAAACAGCUAGUGCCAAGACUCCAAGCCCAAGUCCUGCCAAACAACCAGCACAAGGUCCAGUUCCAACCAGUCUAGUCCCAAGUCCAGCAGCUGUGAAAAGGUCACUGUCCCCAGCUUUCAGACUUCAACCUCAGCCCGAGACGUCUACGCCAAGCACUUCUUCAAAGGGACAGAAUCUAUUUAGACUGCCAGAUUUGUCUGACUUAUCUGUGCCGGGGCAUAAUGACCCAGAUGUCUCAAGUGAAGUAGAAUCAGCCCUUCUAGAUAAAGAGGAAGAUGAAAUUUCUGCCAAGAUGCACAGGGAGAAAUGUGCAGCUACAGUCACAGUGAAAUGCAUAAAAACAGCUGAUCCUUUCAAGACCAUUGAGACUAUGGCAGCCGAGUCCAAUGAUGAUGAUGAGGAUGAUGGUGAUGCACUACUAGAAGACAGCCAGAGAGGCACAUGGCUGAAUAGAUCCAGAAAUAAAGUUGACUAUGAUGAGCAGUUGACUGAAACAACUUCAUUCAUAUCAAGUGGGUCAGAAUGGCUACCUGAUGACUUAUCAGAUGUUCCUCCAUCUGACUCUGAGGAUAAUCAACUUUCACAGACAUCCAGAUUUAAUCUAUCUGAACUAACAAAGUCCAAGUCACCAAAGACUUUUUCAUCCACAAUAGUUCAGAAGAUGGCAAUUAAGACAGAUGAGAAAGAGAAUACAAGAUACACUAAACCAAACCGAUCAUGUCCAUUUUGUAAUAAGAGCUGUGGGGAAAAGCUGUCUAGACACAUCAGGAAUGUCCACAAGAAUGAAAAAGAUGUACAAAUAGCAAUGAAGCUACCAAAGAAAGAGCAGCUGAGGGCAUUUGGAGAGUUCAAGAAACAAGGUAUUCUCCAAAGAAACAGAAAAUGUGCAAAGGAAGAAGAAGAACCUGCGUAUCAAAGGGAACGGUGCACUGGCAGGAAAGACGCCCUUCUCAUUUGUGGCAUUUGCAAGGGCUUUUAUGCCAAAAAGUACUUUUCGAGACAUCAUAAAAUGUGUCGAGGAGACACUGCCAUUCCACCUUCUUCUGUUUCUGUAUCAUUGCUCUCUACUGAUCCUAACACAGAGAUUUCUUGUCAAGGUUUUGCUUCAGAAAUCCUGUCAAGAAUAAAAGAUGAUGAAAUUGGUGAGAUGUGCAAAACAGAUCCAGUAAUCAGAAACAUUGGUAUGCGUCUUUGGGAGAGAGUUAAGAGGAAAAUAGACAAAAAAAAUGAAGUUCGGAAAUCAGUCAGAACAAAUAUGCGACGUCUAGCAGCGCUGUAUCUGACCUUCAAAGAGGCACAUGAAGUGCACAACAGUGACAAAGAGCUGAAAGAGGACAAUGCUGGUGACUUAUUUGACCGUACUAAUUUUCAGGUGCUCGUUGAAAGCGUAGGAAUUUUCACACUGGACAAGGAUACACAAGAACUUAAGCCAGGCUUGAAGAUUGGGGUUUAUUACCUCCUCAAGAAAGCAGCCACAAUCACUAAAGCAACCUAUCUCGCUAAUGCCCAAGAUGACAAGGCUACAGAGAUUGACAAGUUCCUUGAAGUACUGAAACUAAACGAGAACUUCGUGUUCGGGGAUGCCACUUACUCACUGAACAAGAAUAGGCAGACGAAGUUGAGAAAACCACAACAGCUACCUCUAAAACAGGAUGUUGAAAAGCUCCGAACCCAUACACUUCAGAAAGUGGAAGCAAUGGUCAAUGACAAGCACCUCUUAUGGGACAGACAUCAAUUUGUCAGACUGCGUGACCUCACAGUGUCGAGAUUGACACUGUUUAAUGCACGAAGAGGGGGUGAACCCUGUCGAUUGAAAAUAGAAGAAUGGCAAGAUGCAGAAAAUGGAGUCUGGGUUGACCAACAAAUGGCUGAAGAAGUGACAGAUCCAAUAGAAAAGCAGCUGCUUGACCAACUCAAAAUCUGUUACCAAACUGGUAAAGGUAAUAACCAUCUGGUCUCUGUCCUGUUUCCAAAGGAUACCUUUGCAGCAAUGAGAACCCUUUGCGACCCGGAAGUAAGAUCAACAGCGCAAAUCAAUGUUGCCAACCCUUACAUAUUUGCGAGUACAAAGGGUUCAGAAGAGCACUUCUCAGGCUGGCAUGCUCUGAACAAUGUUUGUGAAAAUGCUGGCAUGGAGAAUAAGGAACAACUGAAUGCAACAAGGAACCGGCAUAGAAUCAGCACAAUCUACGCAGCACUGGAGUUGCCUCCUGAAGAACAGGCAUUGUUUUACAAACACAUGGGGCAUUCCGAGGAUAUUAAUAAGAAUGUCUACCAAACACCAAUGGCAAUUCAAGAAAUAACAAAAGUUGGAAGAACUCUCCAGAAGAUUGAUGGGAAAGGUAGUCAUCAGCUGGAGAAUGGCUCUGUGGGCAAGAAAACUGCGAGACAAACAUUACAGGAGUUUUCUGUAAAUAGCAAGGAACUUGGUACCAAAUCUGUCCCUACCAUGCCAGGCCCAGCUCCAAAGCGAUCUAAGUUGGAGAAAGGUCGAAGCUACACAUCAUGGCACGAAAAAGAUGCCAAACUUGUCUUCAACUAUUUUGUUGAAAUUAUCAAAGGAGGAUCAUCCAAAUCCAUUCCAGGCAAGCAAGAGUGUGAAACCUUCCUAAGGAAGACAGGGCUGAUGGUUGAAUGGACAGCUGUCAGGAAUAAAGUGAUGAAUGAACGGGUCAAAUGGCAGAAAAAGGUGAACCUGCGACUGGAUGACCUUGGAAUAGAAUCAUAAAGACACUCAACAAAAAAUUCUGCCCCCCACCCUCACUUUUAAGCCACUGCAAAGAAAAGGCUUAAAGACAUUAUGUUGUGAGUGAGACCUUGUAUGUCUGGUUUGUUCGCUUUGUCACUUUUUACUUAGUGCCUGCUAAAUUGCUCUAACUGCCAAUCAUAGCAUCAAACAAGCAAGAAAUGCCACAUGCUACUGUACCAAUCAACUAUUUGCCCAUUCCCUUGAGACAUGUAAAUGGCGCAUACAUUCCUGAUUUCUUCAAUGCUAUAUAUGACAAUCUGUAAGUGAUAUUUAUCUGACAGAAGCUGACUUGCAUGGUAAAACAUGACAAAAAUAGAAACCUGUCAUGGUCUCACUCAAAGUGCCCUAAAACAAAAACUACACAACCAAAGUGCCUGUUUUUUGUUAUUGGUAAAUAACUCCUUUACAUGGACAUACUCAUUUUGUUACUUUAGUUUGGGAAGUUCUCCAAAGCAUGGGGGCACCUUGCUUUGUUUGGAAGAAAAAGCAUAUAAAGGAUUAAUUGAAGAGCCUGAAGAAAGUCAAUUUUUAUAUUGCAUCCACCGAUGGCAUUCAAAAUUUAGAAAUUGUAGAAUCUAUUUCCUGAGGUAUGCAACCAUUGCAAUAAAUUUUUGCAAAGAUUAAACAUAUAAAGGAAUACAUUUUACUUCGUACAUGUCAUUUUGCCUCCGACAAAGAUAUUGCUAGGAUCGAAAGCUUAGGCCCCUUUUGAGUUUCUAAUAAAAAAAAUAUUGUGAGAAAAAGUGCAUUACCAUGGUAACAGUUAUGGGCUACUAUAAAGCAUUAUUUUGCUAGGCAGGGGAUACGUAUUAAUCACCUUCAGUGAUUCUAGUUUGAAGUAAAUUAAAUUCAAUCCACAAUCGCUUUG
Lytechinus pictus (painted urchin) is the source of this 3620-nucleotide messenger RNA. RefSeq lists its product as uncharacterized. NCBI's taxonomy places the organism in Eukaryota, Metazoa, Echinodermata, Echinoidea, Temnopleuroida, Toxopneustidae. The transcript has 8 exons. The record is from RefSeq and is a predicted model, not a curated record. Bases 296 to 2731 code for a protein of 811 amino acids.